GGUUGUUUAAUAUUUUACUUGCUUGUAAAAUGUGAUUAUCGUUAGUGAAUUGUGUCUAAUUUGUGUAAAUAAUAUAUUUCAUCACAAUGGGAGUUACCGGUCUUUGGAAAUUAGUGGAGCAGUCCGGUAAACCCGUUCCGUUGGAGACGCUGGAAAAUAAAGUUCUUGCUGUUGAUAUAUCCAUUUGGCUUCAUCAGGUGAUUAAAGGUUUCCAGGAUUCAAAGGGUAGCUCUUUGCCAAAUGCACACGUACUAGGUCUGUUUCAUAGGCUUUGUAAACUUAUGUAUUAUCGCGUGAAACCAGUAUUUGUCUUCGAUGGGGGCGUUCCGAUAUUGAAAAAACAAACUAUAAUCAAACGAAACCAGAGCAAAAGUAAAUUUCACAAUGAAGCCGAUCGAAUUCAGCAGCUUCUGCUUGAGACACUGGCCAAGGAAAAAGUUGUUCAACAAGCACUAGGUUCUGCUACUAGUUUGCUGGUUUCACCUACGAAGAAGGUUGGUAAUAGCAGUAAAGAGCAGGGUGAGCCCGAUGAAAUGUUCAAGCUACCCCCGCUUAAGGACGACUCGCCGUUCAAAAGCUCUGAUGAAGCGCAAACAAAUUUAGAUGACAGCACCAGUUCGUGGGACGAGAAAACCUCGAAGAACUACUAUCAUUUGAAUUUGAACGCAAUUGACGUAACCAGCGUUCAUUUUAAGAAUCUCCCAGCUGAUGUUCGUCACGAUAUUUUGACCGAUAUCAAGGAAACCCGAAAGGAAUCAUCCUGGGGACGGUUGCACGAGCUUCCCGUGGAAAGUAAUGAUUUCUCGUCGUUCCAAAUGAAACGAUUGCUGAAGCGUCGUACGGUUCAAGUUGAGCUCGAAGAAGCCGAAAAGGAAAUGGGUGGUAAAUGUCUUUCCUUGGCCGAGCUUGAAGCAUUGCUGUCCGAGGAAGGUGUUGAUACAUGCUCGGAUAGGGCAGCACAAAAGAUCGCUUCUGAUGAAAACACAAGGUUUCUGCUGGUCAGAGAUGUUCAGAAAGCAAUUGAAAAAGCUAAAGCCAGAGAAGAAGAGGACAAAAAUGCUCCGAAACCAGCAAAAUUGGCAAAGGUGGAGGAUAAAAAGUCCGAUGUACUUGAGAUUUUGGAUGACAAAGACAUGGAUGAAGAGCUACAGUUAGCUAUUAAGAUGUCUUUGAUGCAGGAUGAAGAUCCUAAUGUGAUGAUUGAUUUAGAACCGGAAGAAGUUCGAAUGUCUAAGCAACAGAAACAAGUUCUUGGAGGUGCCGCUUUGAGCUUGGCUCGAGGCUAUAUGUUGGAAUACGGCGGAAUGUCGAACGACGACAUUCGUGAAUUGUUGCAGCAAACACAGGACGUGGACUGUGGAGAUGUCGAACAUUCUUUUACGCAAAUGUAUGAACACAAAGAUACUUCUGUUGCACAGAACGAUAAAUUGCAGCAGGAUGACAAUGUGCAAGAAAUACUUCAGUCAUCUGAGACUGAAUCGGAUUCAGAUUUCAUCGACGUUCCAACAGAUGAUUUAGAUGAUUCUGCACCUGGAGUAAUACUACCACUAAACCCCAGUAACCACUUGAAACCUCUUUACAAUACGGUUGUAGACUUCACCUUGGAUGAUCUUAAGCUUAACAAAGACAAAAAUCAGGUAGUAGAAGUGAUCAUCGAUAAAAACAAAUUGGGUCAAAAGGAUGAAGAUGACAUCUUUGCUGAUGUAUUUGAAUCUACAUCAAAGGGUCGGACCAUCGAUAAACUAACCACCAUCACAUUGGAUGAAAAGCUGACGAGUUCAACAGCUCAGAAGUCACAAAGUAAAACCAUACCCGAAACCGUAGUUUGUGUAAAACCUGCCAUAAAAAUAAAGAAUGUAAAUGACAUAAACAAAGGGCUGAAGGAAGAGCUAGAGCGGCUUAAGAGUUGUCCAGCUGUGAUAGAUUUGGAUAAAAUUGAUGUAACGGACGUUCUGGAAGCACAAGCUCCGUCGGUAGAUGCACAAAAAACAGAAAUUACGAUACCAAAUAUAAAAAUAGAUGAAGAAAAAACGGAAUUCAACAAGCAACUGCAGGAAGAACGAAAUCUGCCAAAACCAAAUAAAGCUGAUGUGACCUUUUCGUCAUUAGAGGUCCACUCCAUUGUGUCUGAUGGUGAAGACAGCGAUGCCACUGUUGGUUACUCUCCAAUGAAAGAGGUACAGAAACUUGUGCAAGCAAGUGAGACAGGUAAUGCUCAAUUAUUGCAGAAGGCAAUAACUUCCAACGCCGAUCAAUCUGAUCCUGUUUACGGAACACCGAAAAAGGGUACGUUAGAACAGUUCGUGAAAUCCCGGACUCCUGGUAGUGACUCGAAAAAAUCGGAACCUGAAGAAGAUCUGCCUAAGGUACCCAAACCAUUCUUUGUAAAUAAAACUCCCACGUCUUCAUCUAAAAAACGGUCAAAUGAAUCGGAACGCAAUUCCAGUCCUUCAAAAUCCGCUCGUGUCUCAAAGGAAUUAUUUCCGGAACAGGAACCGAUUCCUUCGACAAGUAAAGCUCCCAUACCGCAAGCAACCGCAGUUUCAGCAGAAUGUUUGAUCACCGAAAUGGCAGACAGUUUAAAGGACAACAAAACUCCCCUGGAGUUAAAACGCAUGGCUUUAAACCUCGCUCAGGAGGAACGUGAGUUGGAAAAGGAAAAGAACCGUCAGAAUCGACUGGGAAAUUCGAUAACGGAACAAAUGCAGAACGAUUGCAUGGAACUGUUGAAACUCUUCGGGGUACCUUUUAUUGUGGCACCGAUGGAAGCGGAAGCACAGUGUGCAUUUUUGAACCAAAUCGAGAUUACGGAUGGAACCAUUACGGACGACAGUGAUAUCUGGUUGUUUGGCGGGAAGACCGUCUAUAAGAAUUUCUUUAAUCAACAAAAGCUCGUGCUGGAGUUUACUAUCGAAAACAUCGAAAGGUUGUUCCAGAUGGACCGCAAGAAAUUGAUUCAGUUGGCUUUACUGGUGGGCAGUGAUUAUACAACAGGAAUUCACGGUAUCGGAGCUGUGACGGCACUGGAAAUUCUUGCAUCGUUUCCAUCCACUCCAGAAAAGGAAGGCGAAACGAGUGAAAUAAUGUCCUUGCUUUCGGGUUUGCGUAAGUUCCGUGAAUGGUGGAAUCACGGACGUAACAGUUCCACCGGAACGCGAAUUACGCUCAAGUCGAAGCUGAAAAACAUAGAGUUUUCGGAAGGCUUUCCUAGUUCUGGCGUAGUUGAAGCAUACCUCUACCCGACGGUCGAUGGAAGUAAGGAGGGUUUGUCUUGGGGUUACCCUGAUGUGGAACGAUUGCUCGAUUUUGCUAAGCAGAAGUUCGGAUGGGCAAGUUCAAAGACAAAUGAUAUUCUCAAUCCCGUGUUGAAGCGACUAGAUGAGCGAAAAUCGCAAGCAUCAAUAAAGAAUUAUUUUAAGGUUCAGAGUGCGGUUGCCUACAAUCAGGUGAAGGUUAGCAAACGUGUUCAACAAGCAGUUGAUGUAAUGGCUGGUAAAGCACCAGCAGAACCGACGAAAAGUCCUAAGAAACGCCCUUCCAGAAAAAAGAAAGCUAAUGAUGUAAUAGUAGUUGAAGAUUUGACUUCAGAGAGCAAAGAAGUCCAAAACGAGGAAGCAAAUCUAAUUGAACCGAUGAAACCAAGAGGUCGAAAGCCGACUGCUGGUAGAGGAAAGAAAACGGCAUCGAAGGCACAGUCUAGCAUCGACACAGAUAAACCUUCCACAUCCCUAUCCAACAUAUCCGGAAUAAUUGCUAACAUCAACGAUCAAUCGGCGGAACAACUUGGCGAGAGCAUUGUGAAGAACAAAAAAUUAGCAGCGAAAAACAAGAUACCGGAUUUCAAUCCAGCUAUUACGCAACGUUUGAAAGACCAAGAAGAGAUGGCUAACCGGAAGCAACGUGCCAUCGAACUAUUUCGUAAGACUCACGCCGAUUCAAAAAGCAAGAAAUCACGAAGGUAAGUUGGUAGUAGUGAUAGCUGUAUACAAGAAACGCACUAAUAGUGUA
This is a messenger RNA of Sabethes cyaneus, 4008 nucleotides long. It is a transcript of the gene mus201, whose product is annotated as DNA excision repair protein ERCC-5. The record is from RefSeq and is a predicted model, not a curated record. Lineage: Eukaryota; Metazoa; Arthropoda; Insecta; Diptera; Culicidae. Gene Ontology annotation, molecular function: DNA endonuclease activity; single-stranded DNA binding. Gene Ontology annotation, cellular component: nucleus. The transcript is spliced from 5 exons. The coding region runs from base 87 to 3962 and encodes 1291 amino acids. Gene Ontology annotation, biological process: nucleotide-excision repair.